UAUGCAGAGUCGAUUUAAAUUGCAGCACAGCCCUCGCUAAAAGUAGCAUGCGAUAAAUUAAAAGACAACUCAACGCAAAUAUAUUUAUUAUAUUUCCAGCAGAAUUCUGCAAUAUUACCGUUCCUUGGCAAUAUAUUUUUUUGUGGACGUGUGCAACUGUAGAAAGUUGCUUCGGUAAAUUUCAGGUUAGGUUGUGUCGCAUGCAACGGGAUAAUGUAAACAUUAUUCUCUGGACCAAGGAUACGAAUUUUCUCAGGACGUGUCUCUCGCUUUAUUGCAUCAGCGUUGGGUGAUCUCGUUCGCGAUGACAAGUGUUUUCCGAGACGACUUAUAAAGGGAACUGAUAGCACAAGAUAUAGUUCAGUCUCGUACGUCAUCUCGAGCAGAUCGUGCGCCCCAGUUUCACUUUGAUCUGUGAGCGAAUGUGCCGCGAAAUUCUGAACGUUUUUCUCGAAGGACAAAAAGGGGGGAAUUUAUAACCGAGGGAAAGUGAAAUAAAAUUCAGACAUUCAUGGAGAACUACACGUCCGACUCCAGUGACUCAGACUCCAGCGCCAAGACCUUGGACUUAUCCUACCUGAUGCUGGAUCCCCAAGUCCUAACCGACCAUUUCAUGAACGCAAAAUGUCCAGAACAAGUAGACACUCUAUUGCUCCACCAAAACCGAUUGCCCAGUGUUCCACAGAACAUCGUCAGGUUUACAAACUUAAACUCCUUGGAUAUAUCGAACUGCGGUUUGAACGAGCUGCCAGAUUUCCUCGGGGACUGUCCGUUGUCCUGUCUGGUGGCCAAACACAACAACCUGACAAACGAUUCGCUGCCCAAGUGUUUCGAGAACCUGUCGGGUCUUAGGGAGUUGAAUCUCAGUGGAAAUAGGUUGACGGAUUUCCCUGAUCAGAUUCUCGAUCUGGCGGAGCUGAAGUAUCUGUAUCUGGGCGGGAAUUACAUCACGGAGAUCAGCAAGGAUGUUUGGAAACUGCAGAGGUUGCACGUGUUAUCGAUGGGAGGCAACAGGCUAACGGAAGUGCCAUCAACAUUAGGGGAGCUCAAAUCCCUCCAGGCGUUGGUAUUAUGUGAUAAUAUGCUUGAGAACUUACCUAGUUCCAUAGCGAAGUUGACGAAUCUGAAAUCGUUAUUGCUUCAUAAAAACAGACUGAGAACACUGCCGACUGAAAUUAUCACCUUGAGGUGUUUAACUGAGUUAUCGUUGAGGGAUAAUCCGCUAGUAGUAAGGUUCGUGUCCGACAUGACGCACAACCCGCCAUCCUUGCUGGAGUUGGCCGCCCGAGUAAUCAAGACCAUCGACAUCCAGUACGACGAGGAGAGUUUACCAAGAAACCUAGUGGAGUAUCUAAACAGCGGGCACCGUUGCGUCAAUCCAAAGUGCAAAGGUGUAUUCUUCAACAACAGAGUAGAACACGUGAAGUUUGUGGACUUUUGCGGCAAAUACCGUCUACCACUGUUACAAUACCUCUGCAGCAGGAAGUGCGUGGAGUCACGUGACGGUGACGAAGUGGUCAGCGGCGCAAUGAUAAGAAAAGUACUGCUAGGUUGACGAAGCUGCUAUUUAGUUUCUUUCGUCAUAAACUUAUGAUCACGCGUUUGAAAAACGAAUGAAGAUCAUUACUGGGCGUUUGAGGUUAGGUUUCGUCGUCGCAAUCAGCUGAAGUAUAUAGGAUUUAGAAUAUGUAUCAAUCGUCUACAAAUUCUUUUCUUCUAAUUCG
Messenger RNA from Megachile rotundata (alfalfa leafcutting bee), 1724 nucleotides. Its product is annotated as leucine-rich repeat-containing protein 58. The record is from RefSeq and is a predicted model, not a curated record. NCBI's taxonomy places the organism in Eukaryota, Metazoa, Arthropoda, Insecta, Hymenoptera, Megachilidae. Gene Ontology annotation, cellular component: cytoplasm. Gene Ontology annotation, molecular function: protein binding.